GUGGCUGGGGUGUCUUCGCUCUCGGACUCCUGCGGAAACAUGUCUGGUCGUGGCAAGGGCGGCAAGGGCCUGGGCAAGGGCGGCGCCAAGCGCCACCGCAAGGUGCUGCGCGACAACAUCCAGGGCAUCACCAAGCCCGCCAUCCGCCGCCUGGCGCGCCGCGGCGGCGUCAAGCGCAUCUCGGGGCUCAUCUACGAGGAGACGCGCGGCGUGCUCAAGGUCUUCCUGGAGAACGUCAUCCGCGACGCCGUCACCUACACGGAGCACGCCAAGCGCAAGACGGUCACGGCCAUGGACGUGGUCUACGCGCUCAAGCGCCAGGGACGCACGCUCUACGGCUUCGGCGGCUGAGCUGCUCCCUUCCUUCACUGCUUCAGACGCCAUCACACAAAGGCCCUUUUCAGGGCCGCCCAUGCAGUCACAGAGGAGCUGGACGCUGCUGUGGCUCGUUCCCUCUUAGUUACUGUAAUUGAGGGAGGAAGGCUAGGCUGCAGACACCCGGGCGGUCCUUUUAUCAGUUACUGUCGUCUUCCUGCGUCUGUAGUGUUUAUGUACUUCUAUUGGCCUCUGGGUGUUUACACCUUCUGUGGAUUCCUAACUUAUAUAGCGAAAUUCUAGCUGGUUUUUUUCUCGGUCAAGCAAUUUCUGAGCU
This is a messenger RNA of Ochotona curzoniae (black-lipped pika), 652 nucleotides long. RefSeq names its product histone H4. Bases 40 to 351 code for a protein of 103 amino acids. NCBI's taxonomy places the organism in Eukaryota, Metazoa, Chordata, Mammalia, Lagomorpha, Ochotonidae. The record is from RefSeq and is a predicted model, not a curated record. Gene Ontology annotation, cellular component: nucleosome. Gene Ontology annotation, biological process: nucleosome assembly. The transcript has a single exon. Gene Ontology annotation, molecular function: structural constituent of chromatin; DNA binding; protein heterodimerization activity.